This is a messenger RNA of Pistacia vera, 2793 nucleotides long. Its product is annotated as root phototropism protein 3. Gene Ontology annotation, molecular function: protein binding. The record is from RefSeq and is a predicted model, not a curated record. Lineage: Eukaryota; Viridiplantae; Streptophyta; Magnoliopsida; Sapindales; Anacardiaceae. The transcript is spliced from 4 exons. Bases 463 to 2490 code for a protein of 675 amino acids.
UCUUAUUCUUUCUCGUCAACAGAGGAAUGUUUUUGGGGAUUGUAAUAAUUUUUUAUAUAUUUUAAUUUUUAAAGAAAGAGAUAAGAAAUGAAAAGAAGAAACUGAAUCUCUUACUGUUUAUUAUGCAUAGAGAAAGUAUCUAAAAAUCCAAAAGCUGCAAGUAAAACUGAAGACUGAAGAGAGAAAUGGAACUCAAAAUGAUCCAAAACAGUGCUACCAAAAUAUAUUGCCCAUUACUUCACAGCCUGUAAGAAGUCUUCAAACUCUGUUGGAAGCCGACAAUUCAAGAUAAUUCUAAGCACCCCAUGUGGGAUUUAUUUUUCUCCCAUCAAAUCUAGUCUCACUUUGUUCUUCACUUAAUAUUUUUCUCUGCUGUUUCUUCUGAUAUAGACCCACUUUCUUCAGAAAAAAGAAAAAAAAGAAACUUGGCUGAAAUUUUGUGGGAUUUUGGUUCUCAUCAUCAUGUGGAAAUCAGAGAAUGAAUCUCUUAGUGGCAGAGAUUAUGGUAACGGAGUGCUUAGCUCCACUAAACAUACUGUCAAAACUGAUGGAUUUGAGCUCAGAGGCCAAUCUUGGUAUGUUGCUACUGAUAUUCCAAGUGACUUUCUUGUUCAAAUUGGAGAUGUUAAUUUUCACUUGCACAAGUAUCCUCUGCUUUCAAGAAGUGGAAAGAUGAAUAGACUGAUAUAUGAAUCUCGUGACCCGGACAUCAACAAGAUUGCCUUGGAUGAUCUUCCGGGAGGACCGGAGCCGUUCGAGCUAGCGGCAAAAUUCUGCUAUGGGAUUGCAGUUGAUCUAACAGCAGCCAAUAUAUCCGGCCUAAGAUGUGCUGCAGAGUAUCUUGAGAUGACAGAGGACUUAGAAGAAGGCAAUCUUAUCUUUAAAACAGAAGCCUUUCUUAGUUAUGUAGUUUUGUCGUCCUGGAGAGACUCGAUAAUCGUAUUGAAAAGUUGCGAAAAGCUCUCGCCAUGGGCAGAAAAUCUUCAAAUUGUGCGAAGAUGUAGCGAGUCUAUAGCUUGGAAGGCUUGUGCAAAUCCUAAGGGGAUAAGAUGGGCGUAUACUGGAAAACCCCCUAAAGUUUCCAGCCCAAAAUGGAAUGAUGUGAAAGAUUCAAGUCCGAGUAGGAACCAACCUGUUCCUCCUGAUUGGUGGUUUGAAGACGUUUCGAUUCUCAGAAUUGAUCACUUUGUUAGGGUUAUUACAGCCAUCAAAGUAAAGGGUAUGAGAUUUGAAUUGAUUGGAGCUGCAAUAAUGCGUUAUGCGACGAAAUGGCUUCCAGGUUUGAUUAGGGAGAGUUCAGGACCUGGAGAUGAAAUAAGCAGCUGCAGUGCCAGUAAUAGUAAUAGUAGUAGUGGUAGCAGUUGGAAAGGUGGACUUCAUAUGAUCGUGGCAGGGACUAAAGAGGAUCCUCCAACUGUCCAGGCCAAAGAUCAAAGGAUGAUCAUCGAGAGCCUCGUCAGCAUAAUUCCGCCACAGAAAGACAGUGUGUCAUGUAGCUUUCUACUUAGGCUCUUGAGAAUGGCAAACAUGUUAAAAGUAGCGCCUGCGUUGGUUAAUGAAUUGGAGAAACGGGUGGGGAUGCAGUUCGAGCAGGCGACAUUGGCUGAUCUUCUUAUUCCUACUUAUAAUAAAGGAGAAACUUUAUAUGAUGUGGAUCUUGUACAGAGGCUUUUGGAGCAUUUUCUUGUUCAAGAACAGACUGAAAGUUCAAGUCCUAGUCGGCAAUCUUUUUCGGAUAAACACAUGUAUGAUGGAACUCAAAGGGUUAAUAGCACAAGUGCUAAGAUGAGAGUGGCAAGGCUGGUUGAUAGUUAUCUCACAGAAGUGGCCAGAGAUAGAAACCUCUCUUUGACAAAAUUUCAGGUAUUGGCUGAAGCUUUACCGGAAUCUGCGAGGACCUGUGAUGAUGGACUUUAUAGAGCAGUUGAUUCCUAUCUUAAGGCUCAUCCAACACUAUCUGAGCAUGAAAGGAAGCGGCUUUGUCGAGUGAUGGAUUGCCAGAAACUCUCAAUUGAUGCAUGUAUGCAUGCUGCACAAAAUGAAAGACUCCCUCUAAGAGUUGUGGUACAAGUCCUCUUCUCUGAACAGGUAAAGAUAAGCAAUGCAAUAGCAAACAACUCACUGAAAGAAGCCGGCGAAAGUCAAUACCAGCCCAUGAUAUCAAACAGAAAAACACUACUUGAGGGGACACCACAGUCAUUCCAAGAAGGAUGGGCAGCCGCGAAGAAGGAUAUUAAUACACUCAAAUUUGAGCUUGAGAGCGUGAAGGCGAAGUACCUUGAGCUCCAAAAUGACAUGGAGAAUCUGCAGAGGCAGUUUGAUAAGAUAUCAAAGCAGAAACAAACAUCAGCAUGGAGUAGUGGUUGGAAGAAAUUGAGCAAACUCACCAAGAUGACACCAUUGGAAAACCAGGAUAUUGGACCUCAUCUUCAAACUACUGCAGACCAGACUAGAAAGACACCUAGAAGAUGGAGAAAUUCAAUCUCUUGAUUGCCAAGGAAUACCUCUACAUUUCUAUUCAGUGUUAUAUUGUUAAUUUUGCUUUUGCUUUUAUGAUUCAAUCUCUCUCUGUGCUUUUUCUUUUUUCCCCUUUAAUUUCUAUUUUUUCUUUCUGGGCAAGUGCAAGGUUCUUUAUAGAAAUUACUUUCAAAACAAGAAAAAGAGAAGUAGUACAAUUUGUUAGCCAAAUGUUUGUCUAUUGUGAGUGAGUUUGCUGCUAUUUUCAUUUCAUGUAAUUUGGUUUUCAAAGAGGAAGCUACUGUGAUAUACCCUACAUAAUGCCAUAUGGUUUCU